UUGAUUCGGAAACGCUGUUGGAGAGCGGUGGAGUUUUCCUCAAAACUAGCUUAAUGGCUAAAUAUCUCUGACAACACAGCGUACAACUUUGGCCUCAGGUUCUGAUCAAAUAAUAUAUGUACAGUUAGAGGUAAACCUCGCAUCCGGUUAUGACGUUAAAUCUGCGCAUCACUUGAGGAAAGUGUCGCCGAACUGAGCAGGAUGCGAGCGCGUGUGUCGUCAGCGUAACACACUGCAGGAAAUUAGCUUGUUAGCUUAAACAGCUAGUCAAGUGUUAGUAUGCGGCUCGAGUUUCCCUCUUUAUGCUCGUACUCGAUGUAAAUAACCUCUGCGCAAUGGACACCGGGGCAAUAGUGAUCCGGAUAAAGACGCCGGCAGGGGACAUGGACUCGGCCGUUGACUGUCCAUCGCUUCUGAACUUCAAUGACUUGCUGGUCGCAAUCAGAGAUGUCAUGCCUGAAGCCACGGUCACAGCCUUUGAAUAUGAAGACGAGGUGGGGGACAGAAUCACUGUAAGAAGUGAUGAAGAACUCAAAGCCAUGUUGUCAUAUUACUUCAACACGAUGAAUGAACAACGCAUCAAUGGGCUGCUGCCGGACCCUCUGCAGAUCUUUCCACGAGCCGGCAAGACUCCAGGGAUCCGGAACAUACAUGGCCUGAAGGUUAAUACAAGACCUAACCCAGCCAAUGAUUGCACUCAUGCCAUCCCAGACUCCAUGGCCAACAACAGCUUAAAGAAAUCUUCUGCGGAGCUGAAGAGGAUCCUGACAAAUGGGCAGAUAAAUGCUCAAGAUAUCCACUAUCAAGAGCAGCUUGGCCAUGGAAACGGAGGCACGGUUUACAAAGCGUACCAUCUUCUGGGCAAGCGGGUUUUAGCCGUCAAGGUCAUUCCCCUGGAUAUCACGGUGGAAUUACAGAAGCAGAUCAUGUCAGAAUUAGAAAUUCUCUACAAGUGCGAUUCCCCUUACAUCAUCACUUUCUUCAGUGCCUUUUUCGUCGAGAACAGGAUAUCCAUUUGCACCGAAUUCAUGGACGGAGGUUCUCUGGACGUUUACAAAAGAGUUCCAGAGCACGUGCUGGGGAGGAUUGCAGUGGCAGUAGUCGAAGGCCUGACAUAUCUGUGGAGCCUGAAGAUACUUCACAGAGAUGUCAAGCCUUCCAAUAUGCUGGUGAACACCCGAGGACAAGUCAAGCUCUGUGACUUUGGUGUCAGCACACAGUUGGUGAACUCUAUUGCCAAAACGUAUGUGGGAACUAACGCGUACAUGGCGCCAGAAAGGAUAUCCGGAGAGCAGUACGGUAUCCACGCAGACGUCUGGAGUGUGGGAAUCUCUUUCAUGGAGUUGGCGCUAGGCAUGUUCCCCUAUCCACAGAUUCAGAAAAAUCAAGGAUCUUUAAUGCCUCUCCAGUUACUGCAAUGCAUCGUUGAUGAGGAUCCUCCCGUGCUUCCCGUCAGCGAGUUCAGUGAGAAGUUUGUUCACUUCAUCACUCAGUGUAUGCGGCGGCAACCCAAAGAAAGGCCUGCCCCUAAUAACCUCAUGGACCAUUCCUUCAUCAUCCAGUUUAACGAUGGCAACGCGGAGGUGGUGUCGAUGUGGGUGUGUCGCUGUCUGGAGGAGAGACGAGCUCCGCAGGCUCAGUGAUGGACCAGGACAUUUUCAUCUUAUCUCACACUGAUCACAGGCGCCAGGGUCCAGUACGUCCAUAUGCACACAUGCGCCGGGACAUCAAGGAGCUCACAUCCUUUUGAACUUAAUCUCCGCAUCCAAAACUGCGCUUUCUUUUUUUAACGUGGGUCUCCAUCUGCAGCCCCGUCCUCACGUUUUUUGGGGUUUUUUUAGGGAAUAUAUAGAAACGCAGAGAAGCACGUCACGGUCUGGGGAGCGGAGAUGAAUGGUCCUGAUCCAAAAGGGAGCGGUGAAGCAACCUAAAAGCACACGACUGCAAUACGCCGGCAGAGAGCUGCUCUGUUUUUGGGGAUGAUCUUUCAAAUAACCGUCUCGUGCUUUAACCGUUGACAGCCCUCUUGUGAAUGUUGAGGUUCAUGCCUGUGAGGAGCUGCCAGUGUGUGUGUGUGCCUGUUUCUUCCAGUGAAGUAAACCUAUGUUGAAUCGGCAUCGCUCCCCCCCACCAAUAAUUGCUGUUUUUUGUUUAUUUCCUGGGCGACAACAUGUGUAUCCAGUUGUUCCUCAAUGUUGUGGAGUCGGGUUGUAAGUGGAUCCGAAGCUCGAGACAAGCGGUAGCGAACGCUUUGAAGCAGCCCUCAAAGAAUAAGAGACAUUAUGGACGAGAAGUGAAACUUAACAGAAGCUAUAUCUCUAAUAAAGCAACGCUUUUUAUAUAUAAGUUAUUAUUUUUAUUCACUUUAAUCCUUAUAAGCACGAUGUCUCACAUGCUGCAGAAAACACGCUAUUUUAUUUGAUGGCCAAAUGAGAUCAGCUGAUAAAGGCGGAGCACUUAACACCAAAGACCACCGACAACCCAAAUGGUGAGUUGUAUGUUGACACACAUAAUGGGUUAAAUUACUAAAAUAUUACGACACGGUCUUGGUGUGCAGCUGCUGAACUGUGUAGAGCUCAAGUGCAAUUAAAAGCCAUUUCUUCUUCCACAAAGGCCCAGUAAACGCAGCGUACAGUACAGUUGGUCUGUUGUGUUUAAAAAAAUAUAUUUUUUUAAAUAAUUUUUAUGAGGAACAUUUACUUUCCUUUAGUAUGUGUUGGUAAAUCCCAAGCUGCGUCCCAGCUGCAUCCUACAUACUUAUUCAUGUGUGUGUGCAUACCAAGUAUGCAUAUUAAAUUAACUAGAAAGUGGAGGGUUUUUUCAGACUUCGGUUCCCAAGAGUGAAAAUGUACUCAUUUACAAACACCUGAAAUUGAGGCACAGUCUUUUUACUUGGAUGUAAAUACAUAUACUUUGACCUUAACUUGUUGGCGCUGUGCAAGAUGCCGUUUGUUUUCAUAAAGAAAUGAAUGUCACUAAAAGAUGUCCCAGUAGCAUUAUACCUUUUUAUAUACAUACUGUAUAUUGUUAAUUAUAUUUGUCUAACUGUCACAUUCUACCGUGGUAAUAACACAUCUGUGAGACAUCCACCUCAUUAAGUUGGCCUUAAAUGUAACUGAAGCUAUAAAUACUUGGCAGUCUGGUAAAACAAAUGUAAAUGCAAAUGUUAAAUGUAUUCUUGGAACUCAAAUGAAACCAAAAAGUUUAUUUUUUUCUUCUUCUUAGCAGAUGUGCUGUUUCCAAUGGUCUCUAAUGGUUUGGAAAUGUACUCAUUGCCGGUGUUUUUAAAUAUGAAUCUGCAGUAUCAGUGGAAAUAUUUAUUAUUUUUUUAUCUUUCAGCUUGACUCGUUAUUUUUCCUGUUGUUGACGAAACCACGAAACAUUAAGUCAGUGAUGGGACUCAGCAGAAAUAUUAUUGCUGUGAUAUUACUGGCUUAUUGUAGCCUUUUCUGUAAUUAUCUGUGUUGGCACAUAUUCCAACCGUAAUGCACAAAUAGAAUAAAAAGUAUUUAAACAUAAUCA
Molecule: messenger RNA, 3522 nt
Organism: Cyclopterus lumpus (lumpfish)
Lineage: Eukaryota; Metazoa; Chordata; Actinopteri; Perciformes; Cyclopteridae
Gene: map2k5
Product: mitogen-activated protein kinase kinase 5
Exons: 22
Coding region: 303-1643 (446 amino acids)
Biological process (GO): protein phosphorylation
Molecular function (GO): ATP binding; protein kinase activity; protein binding
Source: RefSeq, a predicted model, not a curated record